AUGGCGCAAGAUGGCCAGACAUCGAUCAACAUUCCCCAACUCAUCGCAGUCGCAGUCGUUGGAUUCCUCGCUCUGCGUUGGUUUAUGAACAAGCCUGGAAGUCCCAGCGCUCCAUCACCUGCUGCCCGACCUGUUCUCGACAUCAACAAAAUCAAUCAAGUCUCCGCUGUGUUCCCCCAGCUGGAUCGCCGAGAGAUAGCCUGGGACUUGCACCGUAAUGGUGGGAAUGUCUCCGCUACGACAGAACGGGUGUUGGGAGGGAGAGGAUUGGAGGCAGCGCCGCCUUCAUUCCGACCAAACAUUCCCGCAGCACCGGUAGCCCAGACCGCAGCAGCGAGUACGGGAGCUAAAUCACCGAGUGCGGCACAUAGAGACUUGAUUCAGCGUUAUGGAUUACAGUCGCGUGUUGGUGGGAAAGGAAAGGAAGCGGUGGCUAGCGAGGAGCAGAAGAAGGGUGGAUGGAGUUCAGAUAAGAAUGCACGUGCCGAGGCACUUAAGAAGAGAAGGGAGGAUAUGAUUUUGGCUGCGAGGAGGAAGAUGGAGGCCAAAGAAGCGCAGGCUUCAUGA
Molecule: messenger RNA, 567 nt
Organism: Ramularia collo-cygni
Lineage: Eukaryota; Fungi; Ascomycota; Dothideomycetes; Mycosphaerellales; Mycosphaerellaceae
Product: related to AMFR protein
Exons: 1
Coding region: 1-567 (188 amino acids)
Molecular function (GO): ubiquitin binding
Source: RefSeq, a predicted model, not a curated record